This is a messenger RNA of Bombyx mandarina (wild silkworm), 1356 nucleotides long. Its product is annotated as zinc carboxypeptidase. Lineage: Eukaryota; Metazoa; Arthropoda; Insecta; Lepidoptera; Bombycidae. Gene Ontology annotation, molecular function: zinc ion binding; metallocarboxypeptidase activity. Gene Ontology annotation, biological process: proteolysis. The record is from RefSeq and is a predicted model, not a curated record.
AUGUGUUUAUUCUAUUUGAUUUCGUUUCUCCUCUUCCAUCCAAACUAUUGCGCGAUCAAGAAAUACACAAACUACACACUGUAUAGAGGUGUCCCAGUCAAUAAAAGUCAUUUGAAUUUCUUCAACAGCUUGAGUGAGAUGUUUGACGUUAAUUUUUGGACCCCUCCUGGCUCUUUGUACAAACCUAUAGAUUUUGUUUUGGCUCCGGGAGACAAAAAAGCUUUCCUGAAAAUGGCAGAAGAAUACGAUGUAUAUUUAUCAACGCUCAUUGCUGAUGUGCAAAGAGCGUUUGAUAUGCAAAGAGUCAAAUCGUACAUAAGAAGAAAUUUGGGUUCAUUCGAUUGGAACGAUUUUUAUAGGAUUAAUGACAUCUAUAAUUGGUUGAAGGAUCUAAAAGAUAAAUAUCCUGAAUUCGUGAAAGUAGAAAGUAUUGGUACUACCUAUGAAAAACGUCCCAUUCUCGCUGUGCAUGUCACUUUGCCUGGAAGUAAAUUGAGGUCCAAAGUGAUUGUCGAAGGUGGUAUUCACGCCAGAGAAUGGAUAGGUCCGUGUUUUGUGACGUACAUGCUUCAGCAGAUCCUCGACUCGCCGAAAUCGAAUAACUCGAAUUUAAAAGACAUUGCGUUGACCUACGAAUGGUUCUUUGUGCCCGUUCUCAAUCCUGAUGGUUACGAGUACACUCACACAAAUAACAGACUUUGGCGUAAGAACAGAAAUAACGAAUACGGAGUUGAUUUGAAUAGAAACUUCGACCAUGCUUUUGGGACCGUCGGAGUCAGUUUUUCCCACUACGAGGAUACGUAUUGUGGCGCGAAAGCGUUUUCCGAAAAAGAAACAAUAGCGAUGUCUCAUUUCGUGAGAAACCACAGUAAACAUCUGGAAUACUAUUUGGCCUUCCAUUCGUACGGGCAAGCCAUGAUCCUGCCUUACGCGAAUACAAGAGCUCACAUGGAGAAUUUUGAUACUGUGGCAGCCAUGGCUAAACAAGCAGCAGACCACAUAGCUCUCAGAUACAAUACCAGAUACGUGUAUGGAACAGCUUAUGACACUGUAGGUUACGUGACAUCCGGCGUCAGUGGUUGCUGGGUCAAAGAAACAUUUAGUGUUCCAUACGUCCUUACAUUUGAACUUCCCGACCGAGGGCAAUAUGGUUUCGCUCUGCCCAAUGAGAAGAUCACGCCGACUUGUAUAGAAACCAUGGAUGGUGUUUUGUCACUAUUGAAACCUCGCACGAAAAUUUACGAUAAACUAAGACACGAGCACAGGGGUCUCGAUGACGGUCAAAGGACGAAGUUCUUGGAUAAAUUGGUGAUCCUUUUUAAUGUGUGCCUGUUUGUUAUUGUUCGUUUUGAUUAA